AUGAGUCGCGUCAGCCCAAAACAGAGAAAGCUCGCCAAGUACCGCCGCAUGGCCUGCUUGGCCAUUGCCCUCAGCCUUCCUUACAAGGGCCUUCUCAUCAACAUGUACACCGCGCUUGCCCGCUCUCGAUACAUGAAGAGACCCAAAGUAUAUGGCAACCUCCGUGAUCGUGACUGGCGAAGAACCAUCGACAAAAUCCAUGCCACGGCUAGAAAAAAUACCACCAACACGACAGAUUUUCGCCAGAGAUUCCGUCUCACGCCGAGUGAGUUCACAGGGCUCUUGGGACUCAUAGAGCACCACCCAAUUUUCCAUACAGGUGGACCUCGCAAGCAGGCGCCACCAAUGUACCAGCUCUCGGUCGCGUUGUACCGUCUGGGCCACGAUGGUAGUGGUGCAAACAUGAACGUUGUCGGCCAUACUUUUGGAGUUUCUGAGGGCACAGCGACAUUGUGGACCAAACGUGUCGUGGUUGCUAUAAUCUCCCUCGAGAAGCAGGUCAUGCGCUGGCCAGAUUCGGCUACCAGGGCCGCCCUUGUCAAGAAGUUUGCGGAGGAGGGGAUCCCUGGAGGGUGUGUGGGCGUCGUGGACGGAGUCAUGAUUCCGUUCUACCAAACCCCAGCUCGUGCAGACGCUGCUGAUUUCUUUUCCCACAAGUCCAGAUACGGCUAUUCUGUCCUAGCGGUUUGCGACGCCGAUAAACGGAUCGUGUACGCUCAAUACAAUUUCCCCGGAUCAUGCCAUGAUGCUCAAGUAUUCAACGCUUCCGGCCUCAUCCAGAACGCCGCACAGCACUUCACCCCUGGACAGUACCUCCUGGGGGACUCUGCUUUCCCUGCUGGGGACUACUGCGUGCCAAUCAUGAAGCUCCAGCGUAAUGCACCGCGCCUUGAGCCACCCGAGGCGGAAUUCAACCUCAACGCCUCAUCAAUCCGCGUACUCACUGAGCAUACCUUUGGGAUGGCUAAGCUUCGCUGGCAGUGUCUACGAGGUUUACGCGUGCGGAUGAAGAACGAGACGGACGACGCUAUCGCCACUGGCAUGAUCCGCGCGUGCUUCAUCCUUCACAACCUUUACGUCGCUACAGGAGAUUGGUACCGCCACGACAACAACCAUGACCCUUUGACUGAAGCGGAGAGACGGGAGUUGGAGCAAGAUCGGGCGCAAUGGCUCCAGAACGGGGGGGGCGGGCAAUAG
Messenger RNA from Cryptococcus wingfieldii CBS 7118, 1197 nucleotides. RefSeq lists its product as hypothetical. Bases 1 to 1197 code for a protein of 398 amino acids. The record is from RefSeq and is a predicted model, not a curated record. NCBI's taxonomy places the organism in Eukaryota, Fungi, Basidiomycota, Tremellomycetes, Tremellales, Cryptococcaceae. The transcript is spliced from 4 exons.